This is a messenger RNA of Aureobasidium vineae, 627 nucleotides long. NCBI's taxonomy places the organism in Eukaryota, Fungi, Ascomycota, Dothideomycetes, Dothideales, Saccotheciaceae. The record is from the annotation of a GenBank genome assembly.
AUGGACCGUGACAUAUCUCCUCCCAGCGCUGCUUCAACACCUGGAUACGUUGGAUCAAAGCCACUUCCCCCUUGGGAGGUUUCUGACAUUCCUCGAGUACCACACAUUGCCAGUGCGGCACCACCUCUUUCUAAAGCAGAAAUGGAGGCCUUGUCCUCUUUGUGGGCGAGCAGAACAACACCGGACCACCACCGGGACUCUGAUAUGGAUGAAAGAUUCCCGGAAUCGGCAUUCUCAGCACCAUCACCACCACCCCGGACUGAUACAGGGUCAUCGUCAGGAAGGAAACCAUCCUUGGCGGACAGUGCACGAGCAAUGUCACCUCAGCCUAGCGAGCACAGAACCAUGAGCCCAGCAUAUGGUCAUGUACAGGAAUACGCUCCUCCGACUAGUCGGCAACAAGUAGUUGCUCUGCCUGGCACUAUGUCGAGUCGUUCCACCCACAACCAAUCUCAUCCCACCAAUUCUAAGAGACCCUCCAACAAACGACAGCAUAAGAAAGGCUCUAAGGAGUCUGCACCCAUAGGCCAUCGCUUCACUUCGGCAGUCAGGGACUUGUUUCGAAGAGAGCCCGUCGACGACAGCCAUUUCGAGCGUAUCGGAGACCGACAUUGGUCAGAGGACUGA